AUAUUUACAAGGUAUAGCAAUGACAACCGUAAAAUGUGAAGUCGGAUUUUAAAUAGUGAAACAUAGCGCCGCCAUAUAAUGCUGUUUUGUCAGAAUAGUAACGUUUUGUCGGUGAACAACGUGAAGCAGUGUGGUUCAUUGCUGCACACUGUCUCGCCGCAAAUUAGCACACUGCUGUGUUGAAGUGGUUAAACUAUUGUGAAACUGAAGGAACAGCCGGUGAGUUGGCUGAUUGAAGAUGGACUCCUGUGGAUCCUGGGCCAUGGAUAAAGAGUUGAUACCUUUGGACUGCCUGCUGCCCUCAGGCACUCUGAGGAUUUGUCUGCUCAUUCUGAACCAGCCUCUGGAUAAGGACUACCUAGACAUCCUCUGGAGUAAAGCUCUCUUGAGGGCAUGUGCUGAUGGAGCUGCCAAUCACCUUUAUGAGAUGACUGCUACAGAUUGUGACAGCUUUCUCCCUGACUAUAUCAGCGGGGAUUUUGAUUCCAUUACUGCUGAGGUCAAAGCUUUCUAUACAGGCAAGGGGUGCAAGCUGAUAGAAACAGAUGACCAGGAUCUAACAGACUUCACCAAGUGUCUUGCAAUCAUGUUGAAGGAGAUUGAGAGACGACAGUUGCAGGUGGAUGCCAUUGUGACUCUGGGCGGUCUUGCAGACAGAUUUGACCAGACCAUGGCAUCUGUCGAGACACUCCACCACGCUCUGUCCAUGACACAGCUGCCUGUGUUGAUCAUACAGGGGACCAGCCUAGUAUAUCUACUCAGACCUGGCAGCCACAGACUGGAAGUGAACACGGGCCUGGAGGGGGAUUGGUGCAGUCUCAUUCCAGUAGGUGGACCAUGCCAAACAACCACCACUGGACUCAAGUGGAACCUGAAUAACCAGGUCCUGCAGUUUGGGAAGCUGGUGAGCACCUCCAACACCUAUGAGCAUGUAGACCCCGGUAAACCCAAGAAGCCUGUAACUGUGAUCACAGACCAGCCACUUCUCUGGAGCAUGGGCAUUCGUAAGAAUAGGGGAUAAAGCAGAAAAGAUUCUUCUUCUCAGUUAAUAUUUCUCUAAUCGCACAUGGAAUGAAACUUUUUCUGCAGAUGAGCUAAAGCAAAAUCACUAGUUUUGUUUUAGUUUGGUUUGUGUAGCAUGUAGUCAAAAAUGAAGGAGCUUGAUGCACUCUUACAUGUGACAAAAAUCUCACUUUUUUUAUUAUUGUAUUGUGUGAUAUCAUGAUCAACUUGACUUGGUCAACAUGGAACACAGGAAAAUUCAAAACUGGCCAAAAGAACUGACUACUAGUUUUAGUUUUUAUAUCAUAGUGGCCAUCCUUGUCAAUAGUGUGUCUAUUUAUACUGUAUUCUUAUAACAUGCCUUGUGUUUCUUCACUGUACAGGUAUUGGCUCAAAAUGAACUCCUGCUUAUGAAUAUGCACUUUGUGACCAGAAUCCAAGCCUUAACCAUGCUAACAUCUGGUUCCUUUCAUUGAAAAAAAACAAACUUUAUAGUUAGGACUGAAAUAACAUUUCAGAGAAUUACAGUCAAGAGGCAUCACCGUACCCAUAUUACAAUUUCCUUUUGAAAAUGAUUCAUGUAUCUGCUCUGCAUUACAGCCAACAGUAUGUGCCUUUGACAUCCUCCUGUUCCACUGUCACCUUGUUAUUUGCAAUAUCUGUUAAGUGUUAUGGAACAUCCAAUAAAAAGUAUCUGCACCUUU
This is a messenger RNA of Seriola aureovittata, 1706 nucleotides long. It is a transcript of the gene tpk1, whose product is annotated as thiamin pyrophosphokinase 1. Lineage: Eukaryota; Metazoa; Chordata; Actinopteri; Carangiformes; Carangidae. The record is from RefSeq and is a predicted model, not a curated record. Bases 239 to 1021 code for a protein of 260 amino acids. The transcript is spliced from 9 exons. Gene Ontology annotation, biological process: thiamine diphosphate biosynthetic process; thiamine metabolic process. Gene Ontology annotation, molecular function: thiamine diphosphokinase activity; thiamine binding; ATP binding.